AUGCUUCUUACUCUUGAGGAAAAAGAUCCACGAAGAAUCUUCGAAGGCGAAGCUUUCAUGAGGAGGAUGAACAGCGUGGACCCACCCGAUGUAAUAAAUAUUUCACCUUGUGCCAGAAUGAAGUGCUGGAUAGAUCCAUUUUCUAUGGCCCCACAAAAAGCUCUUGAAACAAUCGGAAAAACAUUGAGUUUCCAGUAUGAAAGGUGGAAACCCAAGGCCAAAUACAAGAUUCAGUUAGCUCCUACAGUGGAAGAAGUGAAGAAACUCUAUACUACAUGUCGUAAAUAUGCCAAAUCUGAAAGGGUUCUUUUCCAUUAUAAUGGUCAUGGUGUACCUAAACCAACGGCCAAUGGUGAAAUUUGGUUUUUUAACAGGUAUAUUCCAUUGCCUAUCAGCGACCUUGACUCAUGGCUCAAGACUCCCUCCAUAUAUGUUUUUGAUUGUUCUGUUGCAGGGGUGAUUGCCAAUGCCUUCAUAGAGGGUAUGUUUGAUGAUUUAAGCUCAUCAGAAUGUGUUCUUGAUUUGAUAUUUUUCAUCAUUGUUUUUCUUGGCAACUUUAAGCAGACAAAGGUUUUGACAAGAGUAUUUCAGGACAAGAUGAAAGUAUUCCCCAAUAUGUUACCUUUUACUCUUCAGGACACGAUGAAAAAACAGGAAGCAUUGAAAAGAAAGCUAAAUGCAAGAAUAAAAUAUGCAAAGUUUCUUCAAGACACAGUUAAAGAGAUGGCAAAAGAGAUCCAAAACAACAAGAGUGGAGAAGUUAAGAAAACAACAGAGGAUCUUGAUGAAUUUCUUAGUGUAUGGGAUAGCUUCAUAAACCAAAUAUUUAGGCCAGUAUACAUGGGCAAUGGGCCCAUGGCCACUAAAAAGGUGCCCUUUUAUAGUAAUGUAGUAUUAGGUUAUAUAGUUAGGGAAAACCUCUUAAUAACAAUUUACAAUUAA
This is a messenger RNA of Lactuca saligna, 942 nucleotides long. The record is from the annotation of a GenBank genome assembly. Lineage: Eukaryota; Viridiplantae; Streptophyta; Magnoliopsida; Asterales; Asteraceae.